GGUCACCACUAGCAACAAGCUAUUCCUUAUAUCCCUGCAGAACCAGAAGCUUAGAAGCACAAAAACAAUGAUUAAGAAAAUGAGUCCAUCGGAGAAUGAGUUUGACAUCCCAGCGAAAAACUGCUACAGGAUGGUCAUUCUCGGCUCCACCAAAGUUGGCAAAACCGCUAUAGUUUCCCGCUUUUUGAACGGACGUUUUGAGGAGCAGUACACGCCGACGAUAGACGACUUUCACAGGAAACUCUACAGCAUCAAAGGAGAUGUGUAUCAACUGGACAUUUUGGAUACUUCAGGGAAUCAUCCGUUCCCAGCUAUGAGGAGACUGUCUAUUCUGACAGGUGAUGUUUUCAUCCUGGUCUUCAGUUUGGACAACCGGGAGUCAUUUCACGAGGUGCAACGGCUGAAACAGCAGAUCUACGAGACCAAGUCCUGUCUUAAAAACAAGACCAAAGAGAACGUGGACGUCCCGCUGGUCAUCUGCGGAAACAAGAGCGACCGCGAAUUCUACCGCGAAGUUCAGCGCGAGGAGAUCGAGCAGCUUAUCGCUGGAGACGAGCAGUGCGCGUACUUCGAGAUCUCCGCCAAGAAGAACACUAACAUCGACCUGAUGUUUCAAAGACUGUUCACCUUAGCCAAACUACCCAACGAGAUGAGCCCGGACCUGCACCGCAAAGUUUCCGUGCAAUUCUGUGACAUUCUUCACAAAAAGUCUUUCAAAAAUAAGAAGGUGAAGGACGGCGACGCGUAUGGCGUCGUGGCGCCUUUCGCGCGCCGCCCCAGCGUGCACAGUGACUUGAUGUACAUCAAAGAGAAGGCGAUAGGAGGCGGCCAGGCGAAGGACAAAGAGAGAUGCAUCAUUAGCUAAGACAGACACGCCAAAUGUUCUGUUGUGUUAACGAUGAGAUGAAGCCGUUGGGCUGCAGUCUUGACAGAGAUGCGCACGGUUGUUAUGCCCAUUGCCGUUCCCAUGAGGUGACUCCGAAAUCCCCGCAUUCGCGUCGGCGGUCAAAGUCACCGGCUUGAGCUCUCACCUCGCAACUUGGAAGCGCAUGUUAUGCUCGCGAGAUCCUCUGUACAGAAUAUUGACUUUGUUCUGUUCAGUCAGAGUGCUCUGUGAUGUGGCUUAAAUUAUUGUGAGGCUCUUUUUAAAUCCAUGUUUAAAAAUGUGCUUUGUUCAAACAUUUGCCUUUUUUGAGUACCGAAAGGAGAAAGUAGAGCUGCUGUGUCAGUUGUUUACAUUUAUUUGUUUAGAUUCUUUUUCCAGAAAGAAUCGAACUUGAAUGUUUUCUUGCAGUUUGGACAGUUUUUUUACUUGUGAAUGUGUAUGUAUUCUACUGUCAUUGUUGAAUUUAACACAUGAAAUACACAGAAAUAAAAAUAAACAACAUUUCAAG
This is a messenger RNA of Xyrauchen texanus (razorback sucker), 1394 nucleotides long. Its product is annotated as dexamethasone-induced Ras-related protein 1-like. The transcript is spliced from 2 exons. The record is from RefSeq and is a predicted model, not a curated record. NCBI's taxonomy places the organism in Eukaryota, Metazoa, Chordata, Actinopteri, Cypriniformes, Catostomidae. The coding region runs from base 68 to 865 and encodes 265 amino acids. Gene Ontology annotation, molecular function: GTPase activity; GTP binding.